UUGGAAAAUUCUAAAAGUCUCUACAGUAUCCCACUUUCACUCGGGAUUUCUAAACACCAAAACAAGUUGGACGGCAUCACGAACGAUCGAAUUCGGUAGAAAACAUGCGACAAACAAGAAAUUGGUGGAAAGGGAUGUUUGGUUUUGUGGGUCAUGUUAAGUAGGUCAUAGAAAGCAGCAAAAGUGGUUCGCUGGUUAACAUCCUCCAGAGCUCUCCAGCAGAGUAACGAAACAAAAAUUUCAUAUUUAUACGAUUGGAUAACUUGUUUCGUAGGCACUAGUUGUAUAUUAAAUUUUUUUGUGAGGGCACACUGAGAAUUCACAGCAGUAACACAACCUUCUACCCAAUACAAGAUCAAUGUUUGUAGCUUAACUGAAAAGUUCAAAUUGCUAUCUGAUGAUGCCAAAGAAAAGAAUUUUCAAAACUGGAGUAGCUUUAAUAGGUGCUUCAUUGGGUGCCUAUUACAACAAGGAGAUCCAAGAUUGCUCAAUUGGUGUUUUUCGAUUUGCCAAAACAGCUACAACGGUGGCUGAAAUAUUGAUAGAUUACAAAAAUACAAUCUAUUCGAAAACAAUAGACAUCUCCUCUAAAGAAUAUCCCAAAAUCAGAAGUGAUGUUCAUCUCAGGUCAGCACAACGAUUGCUCAAAUUGUGUGAGAAACAUGGAGGAGCAUUCAUCAAAGUAGGCCAGCAUCUUGGGGCUCUUGAUUAUUUGAUUCCAGCUGAAUAUGUCAGCACAAUGAAGGUCCUUCACAGUCAAGCACCUCAAUCUACUUAUGAUGAAGUUUUAAAAGUGAUUAAAGAGGACCUUAAAUGUGAUCCCACAUCAGUUUUCCGAACCAUUGAGAAAAUUCCGCUUGGUACAGCUUCACUUGCUCAGGUCCAUAAAGCUGAGUUGAAUGACGGAACAGUGGUGGCUGUUAAAGUGCAGCAUCCUUUAGUCAAAAGUUAUUCCACAAUUGAUAUUAAAUCUAUGGAGAUCUUGGUGGAUUUUGCAUCUUGGGUCUUCCCCGAUUUGAAACUUGAUUGGCUAGUUAGGGAAACCAAGAAAACCCUACCUUUUGAAUUAAAUUUCCUGCUGGAAGGGAAAAAUUCCGAAAAAACUGCAGCACUGAUGAAGCACCUACCGUGGCUCAAUAUACCAAAAGUAUUUUGGGAUUAUUCUACAUCAAGAGUUUUAACCAUGGAAUAUUGCGGGGGUUACGAAAUUGCUGCUUUGGGACAAGGAAAACGAGCGGAAUUUGAACCCUUUAAAAAAGAAAUUUCCCAGAAAAUCACGCAAAUGUAUUCGGAUAUGAUUUUCCUUCACGGGUAUGUUCAUUGUGAUCCACAUCACGGAAACCUGAAGAUCGAACUAACCGAUAAAAAACAGAUUGUAAUUCAUUUACUGGAUCAUGGACUUUACGCACAAUUGCCGCUUGAGUUCAGGGAGAAUUAUGCCAAGUUUUGGAUGUCGAUCAUUCAUGCUAAUGUCCAAGAAAUGCAAGAACAUUCGGAGAAGCUGGGCGUUAAAGAAUUGUAUUCCUAUUUUGCAUGCAUGGUUGCGGGUCGUUCCAUGACCUCAGUUUUGGGAGGAAAAGUUAAAAAAACGAAAACAAGCGAAGAAGAAAAGCAAAUAAAAAUUGAUGCCUCUGUAUAUUUGAAUGAAAUUAUGGAAGUGCUUCACCAAGUGCCUAGCGAAAUGCUUUUUAUUCUCAAGACGAAUGACUUGCUCCGGGGUCUAAAUAGUACUCUUGGCGUCAACGACAACAUAACCAGUUUUGCAACCAUGUCAAGAUCCUGUGCUAAUGCCAACUUCAUCAAAGAAUACCAGCAGUGCAAGUCUCUUCCACACAAAUUGCGUGUCGUCCUGUCUCAUUACGUCGCUUACUUUAAAAUUACUACUUACGAGAUCUUAUUGUGGUGGACUUCAUUGUUAAAUCUAUAUUAGCCUUGGGAUAUAUUUUUUAAAAUUCAAUAUAAUCCAUGUUGCUAUC
Molecule: messenger RNA, 1976 nt
Organism: Daphnia pulicaria
Lineage: Eukaryota; Metazoa; Arthropoda; Branchiopoda; Diplostraca; Daphniidae
Product: aarF domain-containing kinase 1-like
Exons: 9
Coding region: 398-1930 (510 amino acids)
Biological process (GO): lipid homeostasis; mitochondrion organization
Cellular component (GO): mitochondrial inner membrane
Source: RefSeq, a predicted model, not a curated record